CACAGGCCCAAGGCGUCGAGAAAUAUUACAUAUAUACCUCGAGGUCACUUAGCAGUGUACAUUGCCAAUUUGCACGUCGAGUCUUCUACGAACCGCAAACCGGACAACAAUGGCUCAGCUCCAAGGGAAAGUCAUCGCCAUCACCGGCGGGGCGUCGGGGAUUGGCGCAGCCACGGCUCUCGAAUGUGCCGCAAGAGGAGCCUCAGGACUGUCGUUGUGCGACGUCAACGAGGACGCAUUGAAAAAGGUGGUCGACCAGAUACAGGCCAAAGGGGUCAAAGUCAUAGGGCGACGCGUCGACGUCUCGGAUUCCGACCAGGUUGAUGCCUGGAUAGCCGAGACGGUCAAGGAGUUUGGCAGGUUGGACGGCGCCGCCAACAUCGCGGGCGUCGAGACAAAACCCGGCGGCAAGGUCUUUGCAAACAUCGUCGACAUCACCAACGACCACUGGGACUUUAUCAUGAAGAUCAACCUGACCGGCCUCUUUUACUGCCUCCGCGCCGAACUCCGCGCCAUGGACCGCGGGGCCUCGAUCCUCAACGUCGCGAGUCUGGCCGGCCUCAUGGGCCGUCCUGGCAUUGGCGCCUACUCGACCAGCAAGCACGGCGUUGUCGGCCUGACGCGAACAGCAGCCAAGGAAGUCGGCGAGCGCGGCAUCCGAGUCAAUGCUCUUGCUCCUGGUCCUAUAGAAACACCCAUGCUGGAGAGGUUGCUCACAGAUGGCGGUAAGUCCGAGCGGCCAGUCACAAACACGUACAAGACUUUGCCUCUCCAGCGACUGGGAACUGCUCAAGACAUGGCAAAGACGAUCUGCUUUGCCCUAAGCGAUGAUUCCAGCUAUACGACUGGAGCCACAUUUUCGGCAGAUGGCGGUGUUGCCUGCUAAGUAGAGAAAAAAAAUCUUCACUCUCCCUUU
Molecule: messenger RNA, 916 nt
Organism: Cladophialophora immunda
Lineage: Eukaryota; Fungi; Ascomycota; Eurotiomycetes; Chaetothyriales; Herpotrichiellaceae
Exons: 2
Coding region: 110-886 (258 amino acids)
Molecular function (GO): oxidoreductase activity
Source: RefSeq, a predicted model, not a curated record